CUAGCAAGAUUUAUUAAAUAUUUUUACUUUUUUCUUUUUAGAAUCAAUUGAAAAAUGGACACAUAAUGCUAUACUUUUGUUGAUCUCGCUAUAUAAAGAAAAGUCGUAUAUGUUGGGCAAAGAAUCCCAUAAAAAAAUGUGGAAUCUAAUUUCCCAACGCAUGAAGGAAAAACAAUAUAACUUUACAGUCACUCAAUGUUAUAAUAAAAUGGACACUUUGAAACGACGGUAUCGUCAAAUUAUCGAUCACAACGCUCAAAGUGGAAAUGAUAAAAAAGAAUGGAUAUAUUUAGAGUCAUUAGAUGAGCUCUUUUGCAAUAAACCAUGGGUAAAACCAAUAUCUGUAGCGGGAUCAAACAUUAGAGAAUCUGAAAAGUCGGUAUUCAAUGAUAAUGACUCGCCAAAAAAACAAAAGAAAAUCUCAUUACAUGAAGAAAAAGCUAAUUAUUUGCGGACAUCACUAGAAGAAAAACGUAUAAAACGAGAAGAAACAGCUAAAUAUAGAGCAGAAAAAUUAAAAAUUUUAAAAGAUUUAAAAGAAAUUUUUCAAACAAGAAAGUGAUAUAAACAUUUGAUGAAAUCUUAGCAGAAUAACUAACUAAUAAUUUUAAAACAACGUUUUAUGCUUGAAAUCUUUUGACACAAUAACUGUUUUUGAAGUCUUAAAAGUAUAUUAUGUGUACGAAGAUUGUCUUUGUAUACAUAAUAAAGAUUUAAGACUUGAGAUACAAAACAAUUAUGUGUCGCAAGACUUAGAGCAUAAAAUAUUGUGAAAUUACAAGUUAUAUAUUCAUUUAAGAGCCUCAGGAAAGAAAAAGUACACAAAUUAAAACUAUUAAUAAAUUCCUGCAUAUACAAGACUGCAUAUAAGAAAUAUUAAAAUAUCGUACAUAUUAU
Linepithema humile (Argentine ant) is the source of this 897-nucleotide messenger RNA. Lineage: Eukaryota; Metazoa; Arthropoda; Insecta; Hymenoptera; Formicidae. The record is from RefSeq and is a predicted model, not a curated record.